Rhinocladiella mackenziei CBS 650.93 is the source of this 2163-nucleotide messenger RNA. RefSeq lists its product as uncharacterized. Gene Ontology annotation, molecular function: zinc ion binding; DNA-binding transcription factor activity, RNA polymerase II-specific. The transcript has 3 exons. Bases 1 to 2163 code for a protein of 720 amino acids. NCBI's taxonomy places the organism in Eukaryota, Fungi, Ascomycota, Eurotiomycetes, Chaetothyriales, Herpotrichiellaceae. The record is from RefSeq and is a predicted model, not a curated record. Gene Ontology annotation, biological process: regulation of DNA-templated transcription.
AUGUCGGAUAUGUCUGAGCACCGGAUCUGGAAGCAGGCUCGGAGAGGGACCAAAAGUUGUACCGAGUGCAGACGCCGUAAAAUUCGCUGCAUUAGGAGCGCUGAAGAUGCACAGACUUGUCGAAGCUGUGAAGACCGGGGUGCAGUGUGUGUUGCGCAGAUAUACAGUUCUCGGCCCGUUCGGGCGCAAAGAUUGCCUUCGCGACAUCGAAUUUCGCAGCUGGAAUCUCAGGUUGCCAGUCUAAGCAAAGCCAUACGUGAUAUUCAGUCGAAGCUGGGGUAUCAGGCGACGGACGUCCUGGGACCAACUGUGGCUCAGCCCGAGUCAAUUCCUGGAACUGAUGACUCGGAUGACGAUGAUUCGACCGUCUCGGGUGUCCUCGCCACAGAGCAACCAUCGCAACUCCGUUCCCUGUUCCAAAACGAUUUGCUCUGUGUGGAACCUCGUCAGCAAAAUGAACCGCUACGGGACCGCAAGGCCAAAGCGUCAGCACGUCUACUGGACACGGCGAGACAGGCGCUCCAGAAGUUGAUUCUGCCCAAGGACGAAGUUUCGGACCUGGUCAGAUCUGCGACCACGUGGCUUGACCUGGCCCAUGCCCUUCUUCCACGGCCCUUUGCGGUCAAAUCUCAGCAGGAACUCCUUGACGCCUACGACAACAUCAUCAAGCCCGAUGUCGAUGUCAUCAGUUUAGCUUCAUGGUUGCUUGACGUUGCCGUCACGGCGCAACAAGUCCCGCAGGACCACCACAGCCCGGUAACCAGGCUCAAAAGAUUCCAGAGUACUUCAGUCUUCACCCAAGCGGUAUCUGACACGGUGGAGAAAACAAUCCUAAAUCAUGAUCGUCUCAUCAGUACCGUUCAAGGGCUUGGGACCGCCGUGCACUUCCUUCGACUUCAAAUAAGCCAAGGGAACUUUCAGAAAUCGUGGCUUCGAUUGCGACAUUUCAUAGCGGUUGCAGAGCUCAUAGGGCUUCCCAAGAUCUCUCAAUCCAGUCAACCCAACAAGGCUCCCGGAGCAGCCGACGAUGAGACGCAACUCCACAAGGUUCAGCUGUGGGAAUUUAUAUGUUCGGCGGACAGACUUCUGGGAAUGAUGAUCAAUCUCCCGUCAGGUGCCAGACGACUCCAACCAUCACACGCUCAAGCAUUAUUGACGGCCAACGGUACGGUUGAGCCUCGCGUAUAUCUAACACGAUUGACGGAUAUCGCCACCAAGGUCCAGGAUUUGGACGAUAAGAUGAGCACGACAACACCAGAAUCUGGCUACGGGGAACUUUACGCAUCUUCGUUGGAUCUCGAUCGAGAGCUCCGAGUGUUGGCGUCUCAGGCCCCAAAUUCGUGGUGGCAUCAAGACGUGGAGCAGGUCCGCCCUGAUCAUAUAGUGCAGAACUUGCAUUACUAUAUCAUGAUGAGGGUACAUUGGCCAUUUACCGUGCGACCCAAUCCGGGCGGUGAAGAGUAUACUUACAGCCGGCUGGCCUGUAUGGACGCGUGCGAAGCAGUGGCGCGUCGCUAUCAAUUUCUUCGUCGACUUCUGCCUUCAGGCUUCUUUCUCUGCCGAAUCUUGGACCUACAGGCGUUUACCGCGAUGGUGAUUCUCCUUCUCACGUCUCACAGCUGGCCUCCCAUGAAUCGCUUGGACUUGCAGACUAACAAAGCGAGGAUCGAUGGCGUGGUUACGCAAGUCAUCACGCUCAUGGACGAAAAGUCUCAUGACUCAACGGGCUCUAGCUUUACCCAGCAUGCCGUUUUCACCAUUCGUUCUCUGAUGACAUUACUUCAGCAGGAUGGCGAUACCUCGAAUUUAUGCCAAAUGAGGCUGAAAGUCCCGCUCCUGGGAGAAGUUCACAUUCGCCGCAAUGCAUGUCUGUCGCAGCCGCCACAAUCCAAGGAUUGGCAGUCAUUCCCGAUUCCGUCGGGAUCAGCCCAGUGGAGGAUGAAUGAGCCGUUGGCGACCCCUCAAAACUAUGGGAGUAGACCUCUCAAUCCAGAUAUUCUUUCGGGCUCCGCCACGCAGUCACAAGCAGAGUGUCACUGGAAUCCUCUUUCCUGGUCCAUCGAGGAUAACCAUGACAACUUCUUCCAGGAUCCUCUCAUGGCCGAGAGCUUCGAUCAGUGUGACAUGUGGCAGCCCGAUUAUAACAACUUUUGGUUUCAAUAG